Messenger RNA from Suillus discolor, 795 nucleotides. RefSeq lists its product as uncharacterized. The transcript has 4 exons. The record is from RefSeq and is a predicted model, not a curated record. NCBI's taxonomy places the organism in Eukaryota, Fungi, Basidiomycota, Agaricomycetes, Boletales, Suillaceae. Bases 1 to 795 code for a protein of 264 amino acids.
AUGACUAUGCUUGCAAAGCAUGAUAAAUCACUCUAUAAGAUUACUGAGAAGAAAAGGUAUACCUUCAAAUACCUUCCUGGUGCUUCGCGCAGCAACAAUGAGAUCCUGCUUAUUCAGGUGAUUGAUUAUAGUCACACAGAAGCCAUGGAUGUUACCAAUAAGAAUGAUUAUGUUGAGAUGGCAAAGAAUAUCGAGAAAUUGCCUGUUCAUACCCAUAAGGGAAAUGACUAUGACAACUCUGUUAUAUAUGUCCACUUGAGUGGUAUGGAGAUUCCUUGUACCCCAGUCAUGGUAAAGGAUUGGGCUCGUGCAAUGUAUGAUGGUGAAGCUAUGACUUCAAUGCCACCAAAUAUUCAAUCAUUUAAUCCUGCAAAACAAGAGCCUGUAUUGCACCUAAUGUACCAUGCUGCAUUAACCACACCAAUGGUUCCUCCUGUGCCUUCGACUGUAAGUGCUAGUGACAUCAGCUCACUUGAUUCAAUGCUUCUGUUACGGACUAUUCAAGAUCUUGCCCAUAACCAAGACCAUGCUGCAAUUUCUUCAACACCUUUGCCUACAGUCAAUACUUCUGUCCUUGCUUGUUCACCUGUUAUCUUGACACCAUCAAAACUUACUUGCUUCUUGAAGUAUGCUGAGCAGGAACUUGGUGUUACUCAUGUAACAGUGUAUGAAUCCUCCUUGGGUAGUAUUGGAGCUGGACCGGACAUCCUCGCAGAGAUUGCUGACCAUGAACUCACUCACAUUGGGCUGACCCUAGGUGACAUCAUUUGUUUGAAGAAAGGAAGUGUCACUUGA